This is a messenger RNA of Penicillium nucicola, 1074 nucleotides long. RefSeq lists its product as uncharacterized. The record is from RefSeq and is a predicted model, not a curated record. Gene Ontology annotation, biological process: proteolysis. Lineage: Eukaryota; Fungi; Ascomycota; Eurotiomycetes; Eurotiales; Aspergillaceae. The transcript has 2 exons. Gene Ontology annotation, molecular function: metalloendopeptidase activity. Bases 1 to 1074 code for a protein of 357 amino acids.
AUGAAGAAGUCCGCCUCGUGCUCUACUAUUCUAGCAUUGCUUGCAUUGAUCUUGCCGAUAUCGGGCUUUGGGAUUGCACCGGUGUCAUUUCGUCUGAUCGAUCCAUCAUUCUCUCCCUUGAAUUCUACAGAAAAGUUCAGUAUCACAGCUGGGAUUGAGACAUAUAACCAAACCAUCGCCUUCGUUCUAGAAAACAACAAUGAUCUCGUAUCACAAGGCGCGCAGAUUCGAUAUCCCGGUAUCCAGAGCAAGGACAAUGGGGUAGGUGCUCAAGUCCGGUUCACGAGAGGGACGGUCGAGAUGAAGAACAGUCUCAGUGAAAGCCGGGAUAACGUCGGAUGGGCACGGCUUGCCGUGUUCCAAGAUGGAGAGAGUCUGCUGUUCGAUGGAGUAUUCACAAUGAUGGGUUCUCAGUAUGCCAUCGAGCUUGAAGCUGUCGAUGAUGGGUCUUCCAUGAUUAUAGCCCACCAGCAGGAUUCAACAUUCUCGCCUGGCAGCGGAUCGUCCCUCCCUUCGCUCUGCUCAACCUCACCUGAGGCACACUUGCAUAAACGACAGAGCUGGAAUGCCUGGGGGAAUGAUGAUUUCACCUCCACAAUUGGCAGCACUUCUGGUUGCCCGAAUACCAGACAGGUUGCCAACAUCGGGAUCAUGACAGAUUGCACAUACACUGCAGGUUUCAAUUCAUCCGACUCCGCACACCGAUACAUCCUCAACAUGGUCAACACUGCGUCUGUGGUAUUCGAGAACAGUUUCAAUAUCUCUCUUGCGGUACAAAAUUUGACAAUCAGUGACGCUGAAUGCCCAAGUAGCACCUCAGAUCUGACUGCGUGGAAUGUACCCUGCUCUCAGGGAGAUCUCAACACGCGUCUUCAGGAUUUCUCCACAUGGAGAAGCUCCGUCAACGAUCAGAAUGCAUACUGGACCUUGUUGUCUGGGUGCUCAGUGUCUGCCGGGGAGAUUGGUGUAUCAUGGAUUGGAGCACUAUGCAACACAGGCUCUGGAUCUAUCAAUGGCGGAGCCGGUGCCAAUGUGGUUGCCCAGACCCAAAAUGAAUGGCAGGUCUUUGCGUAG